Messenger RNA from Psammomys obesus (fat sand rat), 453 nucleotides. Its product is annotated as FUN14 domain-containing protein 2-like. Gene Ontology annotation, biological process: autophagy of mitochondrion. The transcript has a single exon. Gene Ontology annotation, cellular component: mitochondrial outer membrane. The coding region runs from base 1 to 453 and encodes 150 amino acids. NCBI's taxonomy places the organism in Eukaryota, Metazoa, Chordata, Mammalia, Rodentia, Muridae. The record is from RefSeq and is a predicted model, not a curated record.
AUGGCCUCGAGCAGUCAAGGGCACUUUGAUGCUUAUGAAUCACUGGAUCUUACAGAAUUUGCCAAAAACCAGCCUUGGUGGCGCAAGCUUUUCGGGCAGGAGACACGACCUUCAGGAGAGAGAUACAGCGUGGCCACCCAGCUCCUGAUUGGCGGUGUCACCGGCUGGUGCACUGGCUUCAUAUUUCAGAAAGUUGGAAAGCUGGCUGCCACAGCGGUAGGAGGGGGCUUUUUUCUUCUCCAGCUCGCAAACCAUACUGGCUACAUCAAAGUCGACUGGAAGCGAGUAGAAAACGACGUGAAAAAGGCCAAGGAGCAGUUGAAGAUUCGGAAGAGCGCACAAAUACCAACCGAAGUCAAGAGCAAAGCCGAGGAGAUGGUGUCCUUUGUAAAGAAGAAUGUUUUAGUAACUGGAGGAUUUUUUGGAGGCUUUCUGCUCGGUAUGGCAUCCUAA